CACUGCUCCCCGUUUCCAUGGCAUGGCCUCUUCCUGCUUCAGGGCCAGCUGAGUCUUGCUCAUUCAUCUCUGUUCUCAGGACACCUCCAGGAGAUCGGAAGGAGCCCCUUGGUCCUCUGCCAAGUUCUAGUGCAAGGUGCAGCAAAUCCUACGAAUCAAACACAUUCUUCUAUUGUAAGAUCAAAGCACAGCCAAGAGAAGAAGAAUGUUCCCUGAGGAAGCGUGGGGAGAGGAGGAGGAGGAAGAAGUCAUAACUGUGAAUGACAAGUGAGUGUAAUCUGGAGCCAGGGCAAUAGUGGGGGUCCCUCCCCACCCCACUUCAUAGUCCAGAGCUUCGCCCCAACCCAACCAUCUCUGCUUGGGUGGCUUGGUGAGCAGCAGGGCCCAUGUCUAGCUCCAGCCACCGUCCCUUGGGGACUUCCUGCUCUGGAUCCGAGGGGACGGUGGCAAGGCCCUCUGGGUGGAACUGCCCUGGAAGACGCCUCGGAAACUGGACUUUCAGUCAAAAAAAGAAUUAGGGAGGGGAAAUGGCCGACAUACAGAGAUUUAUGAAUAGAGAGAGAAGGGAAGCGUCAUCUUCAUGGUAUUUCCCUCUUAAUAUCCUUCUCCCUCAGAAUAAUGUCCCUCUUAAUAUCCUUCUCCCUCAGAAUAAUGUCCCUCUUAAUAUACUUCUCCCUCAUAAUAAUGUCCCUCUUAAUAUACUUCUCCCUCAUAAUAAUGUCCCUCUUAAUAUACUUCUCCCUCACAAUACUGUCCCUCUUAAUAUACUUCUCCCUCAUAAUAAUGUCCCUCCUAAUAUCCUUCUCCCUCACAAUAAUGUCCCUCUUAAUAUCCUUCUCCCUCAUAAUAAUGUCCCUCUUAAUAUACUUCUCCCUCAGAAUAAUGUCCCUCUUAAUAUCCUUCUCCCUCAUAAUAAUGUCCCUCUUAAUAUACUUCUCCCUCAUAAUAAUGUCCCUCUUAAUAUACUUCUCCCUCACAAUACUGUCCCUCUUAAUAUACUUCUCCCUCAUAAUAAUGUCCCUCCUAAUAUCCUUCUCCCUCACAAUAAUGUCCCUCUUAAUAUCCUUCUCCCUCAUAAUAAUGUCCCUCUUAAUAUACUUCUCCCUCAUAAUAAUGUCCCUCUUAAUAUACUUCUCCCUCAUAAUAAUGUCCCUCUUAAUAUCCUUCUCCCUCAUGUCCCUCUUAAUAUACUUCUCCCUCAUAAUAAUGUCCCUCUUAAUCUACUUCUCCCUCAUGUCCCUCUUAAUAUCCUUCUCCCUCAUAAUAAUGUCCCUCUUAAUCUACUUCUCCCUCAUGUCCCUCUUAAUAUCCUUCUCCCUCAUAAUAAUCUCCCUCUUAAUAUACUUCUCCCUCAUGUCCCUCUUAAUAUCCUUCUCCCUCAUAAUAAUGUCCCUCUUAAUAUCCUUCUCCCUCACAAUAAUGUCCCUCCGAGUGUCCUUCUCCCUCCUCCCUGUCUUCCAGUCCCACCUCCCUGGCCAGGGCCUGAGGUCCCUCUGGCUCCCUCCCGGACCCCCCAGCCUCUCUUCCCUCCCCUUCCCGCCUCCCGGGGCAGGGAGUUCCCCAGGCUUCCCCCGAGAGGAGACCCACCAGAGCCCGGCAGGCGAAGGCGAGGCCGGAAGGGACCUCAGAGGGCAGGAGAGGAGGAGGAGCGGCCCGCCUUCCUUUCCUGUCCUCUCUAGGAAGCCAGCUCGGCUCCUCUUAACCCUUCUCUCUCCCGGCGGAGGAGCCCGAGGCGUCGCGCAGGCGCAGAACUGCCCCUUCCGAGGGGAGGGGGGAGGGAGGAAGCAGGACCCAGAACCCGGGACUGGGCGCGUGUGCGUGUGAAGGGGGAACCCGUGUCCCGGAGGAGGAGCCCGUCUCUCUGCCUGGGGCUGCGAAGGGGCGUCUGGGCGGGGGAGAGGGGGGUCUUUGGGGGGCCAGAUGGGGUGAAGGGGGUGUCUCUUCUCCGGGGGGGGCGAGUCCCGCCUGGCUCUCUUGGGGGCCCCUGGGCGGGUCUGGGGGGGCUGCGGGGCAGAGAGCCCUGUCCCAGCAAGAGGGGGUCCCGGGGGGGGGGCUGAAGGGGCAGCUGGAGGGGGGAGACAUUGCCAGACAUGGCUGGGGGGCCAUUCUGUGUUCUCCCAUCUGCUGCUUCGUGUCUGUAUUUCAGCCAUAAAUAUCCCAUGUUCUUCUCUGUUAGUGAAGUCGCCUUUGAAGCAACACAGGAGCAGCCAAGGGGGUUUUCCUAGGAAGCCUUUUAUUCCCCUCUGGUGACAUUGUGUGUUCUGAACACGCUGGCAUUCUUAUACCCCCCAAAUUCCUGCAUUCAGUAAGUGUUAGAAUUUGGCUUAGACUUGGGUUGCCAGACCUGUGUUUAUUACACUGUGUGCUAGACACUUCCAAUCCUCUGGAAUCAGCGUGUCUUCAAAGCUCCUUCAACCAGGCAAGUUUGCCAUGAAGUGAGAGCCUGGGGUCAUGGGCUGUUCAGAGAACAAAGGAACUCUGUAGGAGAGCCAAAGGUGAGAGGGCCCUCUUCCUCCGCAGGUGAAGCAAGGUGAGCUGCAGAGCUUAGGAGUUAUGGGAUGGAGAAGUAGAGCAGCAGGCAGAGCAGGAUGGUUGAGGUCUGCUGGAAUCCACCAGAUUUUUAAAAAAUUUGUCAAAAUGUCUCUGGCCAGACGUUCUGGAGGAGACAUAACUGGGGGUGGAAGACUUGCUUUCCUCUUCUCUUCUCCUGCCCCCCCCUCAGCAAAACAUCUCACAGCUUCUCUAGCCUACAUAUAGUAGGAGUAUUGAAAGUGAGAGUCAUCAUCGCAUCCUCGUUUUUGCUCCUCAAAAUCUGCCCAGCCUCCCAGAGAAGGGCAACCAAGGAGAUGAAGACUCCGUCCUCUUCCUUCUGUGACGGCAGGUUGCUCUUGCUCCUUGUCCACCUUCCAAAAUGAAGAGCAGAAUCCUAAAGUUGGAAGGGACCCCAAGGUCCAUCUAGGCCAGGGGAGGCAACCUAAGGACCAGGGGCCGGAUGUGGCCCAAUCGCCUUCUCAAUCCGGCCCCCGGGAAUCAGCGUGUUUUUACAUGAGUAGAAUGUGUCCUUUUACUUAAAAUGCAUCUCUGGGUUAUUUGUGGGGCAUAGGAAUUGGUUCAUUCCCCCCCAAAAAUAUAAUCCGGCCCCCCACAUGGUCUGAGGGACGGUGGACCGGCCCCCGGCUGGAAAAGCUUGCUGACCCCGGAUCUAGGGCUGUUUUUAAAUGUCCCAACGCUGCCUGGCACUGGUCCCUCCAAAUGCUCUUGUCUGGCUGGUCUUUCUUCACCCAGUCAUGUCAAGGAGCAGCAUGGGGGCUAAAAGGAGGAAUAAAUGGAGGACAAUAUCCCACUCCCCCCAGAAAAGCUCUUCUUUCUCUUUCUGUGGAGGCUCUAGGCCCCUCUUGAAGGACCUUUGCCUUGCUCCAAUCAGGAUAAAUAUUUCCACCCCUUGGGACCCAAAUAUUUGACUUGCCUCGUUUUGAAAACUGGCAUUUUGAAGCUUGGACCGUUAGGCCUGCACACCAUCACCUUUUACAUACUUUACAUUUGCUGAGGUAAAAUCUCCACCCCUCAACAUUGCUUGCGGCAGUUCUGCCCUCGCCUUAAUCUCCUCCAUUUUGAAAGGAAGCAUCUCUUUUUCAUGGGCCAUCUUGGCCUCCCUGUCUCUUUCUUCUUGGGCUCAUCUCUCUCUCUCUCUCUCUCUCUCUCUCUCUCUCUCUCUCUCUCAGCCUGUAUCUCUGCUAGAUGAAGGGCAGCUGCCAUUCUGGCCUCUUCUCUUUCUUUCUCUGCUUCAACCUUAGACAAUUCCAAUCUUAGCCUCAUCAUCUCUAAUUCAGUAUAUUAGGAUUCUCCUCAGACGCAGCAGCUGGGUCAUCCUGAGUCUCUUUGGCUUGGCGCUUGCUGGUCAUUUUCUGACAGGAAUUUUUUCUCUUUUUAAUCAAAGAAUGUCACUCCUUUAUUAAACUGGUUGUUCUGUGUCUCUGGGUACGUUUCUGUGUGGGUUUUAACUUCGUAUCACGGCUCUUUCCCCCCCGGCACCCUUGGGCCUGCCCUUCAGGGUUGUCGUUUUGAGACCCCACUUCCUCCCCGGGUUUCCAAUUAUUACUUUUUCUGGAAGGGACUGAGCAUUACUGCUCCCCCUAAGUCUGUGGAGAGACAUGUUUUGUUGCAGCUGGGGCAGAUGAAGGAGUCUGGUUGUGUUGCUACAGAUGCACUUAACCUCAAGGUCAUGGGUUUGAGCCCCACAUUGGGCAAAAUAUUCUUCCAUUGCAGGGGGUUGGGCUAGAUGACCCUCUUGGUCCCUUCCAACUCUACGGUUCUGGGAUUGAUGUAGCAUCUCUUCACACAAGAGACUCAAGCUACAUUUUCUAUAGCCACCCUACUAGCCCUGACAAAACUCCAUUGCUUUCUUUUAUGGAUCCAAUGGCUUUUAGAUGCAACUGGAACUUUUGCUGUUGUUAAAGCGCUUAAAUCUUGAUGGCUAAAAUGACAUAUAGAAUUUGAGGUACAAAAAGGUACAAAGAAGAGUGGGGUAAAUUUGUGGUAUAUAUAAGAAAUAACUAGAAGUUUAAAAACUACGGUAGGGUUAACAUAAAUCCUGUGAUGUGUAUAGAAGGUCAAUAAGAAUCUACAAGAGAAGAUAUGUUUUAAGAAAACCAACGCAGGGAAGGAAGGAAGUCGCGGCGUGAAUAUACGCAAUGUAAAUAAGAUAACACAAAAUGUUGAUUGUAAAAGAUUGUUUUGUUUGUUGUCUGUGGAAAAUUUAAUAAAAAAGCAUUUAAAAAAAAAAAUCUUGAUGGUCUUUCAUUUCAGGAAUGCCUCUGCAUGCCAACAAGUUGUUGAAAGAGAUCGAUGAUACCGUGUCGGAGGGGGAGAGGGGCUCAGGGCUCUAUGAAUGCCACAACACGCAGGGCUAUCCAUAAACAGUGUUUAUGGAAGUCAAUCUUACUCGGCUACGAGGGAUCGCCAAAGAAGAAGAUUCCUGCGCCACCUCCCUGUCAAAAAUUCUGAUAUGUGUACAUUAACUUGAUGAAGGCAGCUGGAUGAUGAAGGCAGGAUUACAAAGGAAUAGGCAUAUAGCUUCACAUAGCAGGUCAACCUUCCUUGGCAGCUUCUAGACAUAUGCGUAGGCUUUUCCCAGGAAUCUUACAUCUGAAAAGGCAGCACUUGCCAAAUAAAUCUACUCUCUUCCAAGGAAAAGACCUGCUUUCUCAGCAAAGUGUGAAUGCUGUCAGUGGGCCAAACAUCCCUAAUGAUAUUUCAGCAAGCUUUGGGACCUGUAGAGAGGACACUAUUAUCUCUUUUCCAGACGGGCCACGUGAAACCAGGUGUUAAGUAAGUGAAGGCUACACAUGCUUCCAUUUCCUUCUGACUUUAGGGGUGCUCAAGAAACUGUUGAGGUUUAAUCACCGAAUCAAAUGCAGCUGGCUCACAGUUGGAUGCUACCAGGAUACUGAUGGCACUGCACCUAAACUUCACACUACGUUACCAAGAAUUUUGUUUUUUUCGUAGAUAAGAUCCUUUCUCGUAAAUUUGAUUGAUCCUUAGUGAAUUCAGCAGAUCUAAGGCUCAUGCGCCAUACCCCCAACAUCUUUCUUUGGCAAUCCCUCGUAGCUGCAUAAGAUUGUCUUCCAUGAACUUGGCCUUAACAGUGAGUCUGUAAGUGACUGUGGAGGCCAAUUCUGGAUCCACACGUCCUUCCACAGUGGGGACAUUGGUUUCCGGGCAGGAGUUGAUCCUGGUGUGGAUUUGCCAAACACCCUUCCUCUUAGCACUGUUUCUUCCUGACUUCGAAAGACUUCAAAGCCCAUCACACCUUUGGUCAAGGCUGUUCUCCAACUGGAGCACUUGCAGGCCAGUGUUUCCCAGUUGUCGGUGUUUAUACUACUUUUAAAAGAUUUGCCUUGAGACAAUCUUUAAACCUCUUUUGUUGACCACCAGCAUUACGCUUUCCAUUUUUAAGUUCGGAAUAGAGUAGUUGCUUUGGAAGACGAUCGUCAGGCAUCCGCACAACAUGACCAGUCCAACCAAGUUGAUGUUGAAGAAUCAUCGCUUCAACACUGGUGAUCUUUGCUUCUCCCAGUACACUGGUAUUAGUUCGCCUGUCUUCCCAAGUGAUGUGUAGAAUUUUUCGGAGACCCCAUUGACAGAAUCUUUUGAGGAGUUGGAGAUGGCGUUUGUAAGUGGUCCAUGUUUCCCAAGCAUACAGUAAGGUUGGUAGUAAAAUAGCUUUGUAAACAAGCAUUUUGGUUUCCCUGCCAAUGUCCCGGUCCUCAAACACUCUGCCCUUCCGUUAACCCCCAACACACACACACAUGCCUGCAUGCUCUUAGCUGACCCGCCACUCAUUCCUCCGUUGACCCUGAUAUAAGCUGGAGAAAAGGGACAUUCUAGGAAGCAUCGAUGGUCAUCUCUGCUGCUCCAACUGCCACUCCCUGUUUGGUUCCUGUACUUCAGAAGUUACGUGGACAGCCACAUAGGUAAGAAUUCAGGAGGUUGUCCGUUGCCUCGCACUGAGUCCAGACCUGUUGGUCCAUCUGGCUCAACAUCGCCUUCAAAGACCAGCUGGGUGGCUCUCUCGGGUUUCGGACAGACACCUUUUGCCAGCCCUAUCUGGAGAUGCGCAGUAUUGAACCUGGCAGGCAACACGUGUGCUCUGCUGCCCCGACUUGUGGCCAAGAGGGAGGGUCUCCUAGGAGGCGAUGAAGGGGGUGCGAGGCAGCAGCUGGAACAUCUGGUGGGUGGUGCGGUGGGAAAAAGAUUGACCGUGUCUUUCCUGAGGCCGAAACUCAAGAGGCGAGGUGCAGAAAAGCAAAGCAAACAGGAAUUGCCAGUUUAUUCCAUGCUCAACCCUAGAGGUCCAGCUACUAACGAUCUGGAAAGCUAGCAAAAAACAAAAGGGCAGGACCCCAAACAAAGGGAUCCAAAGAUUUUUAUACCCAUUUUAAAACAAGCAGAUUUUUACUUGCAGGAGGAGCUAUCUGUCUUCCUCGUACUAACGACAAUUCUGGCUAGAUCUCAUUUCUUUUCCAGCUGUCUCUAGUUCAGGCAUAGGCAAACUCGGCCCGCCAGAUGUGUUGAGACUACAACUCCCAUCAUCCCUAGCUAACAGGACCAGUGGUCAGGGAUGAUGGGAUUUGUAGUCUCAAAACAUCUGAAGGGCCGAGAUUGGCUAUGCCUGCUCUAGUUCCUACUACUCGGCCAGCAUCGUUUGUUCUGCCUAAACGUUAUGGUGACUGCUACUUUUUCUUUCGGUUCAUUGUUCUGCGCACAUCAGCAGUGAAGGAUGCAGCAUCACACACGCAUGCCCACACGGACAUGAGCACAUUGCCACCUCCAGCUUUUACAUGCCCAUUCAGCUCAGCCAUUUUUAUUCAUUUAUCGUAUCCAUUUUAGAGGAUGUCUGAUAUCUUUUUUAAAACAACAACAACCACCACCUCUAAGCGUUGUACAAAGCAAAAGCCAUAAAAAUCACAGGACUAGAAGGCAAAUAAAGCAAAAAUGCAUACAGGCAACUAACUCCCUGCUUACACACACUCAAGCCACGUGUGACUGCGUCGCCACGAACCUGGAAGAGGCAUGAAUAUUGGCAAAAACAGCCCUAAAAGAGCACAAAAAAGGGCACGAAAACAGCCUCUAGCCUUUGCACCAACCUUUGAGGCCUGGGGAGGGUUGGAGUUUGAGCGAGGAGGUUUGGAGAGAGCAAUUGUGGUAGAGUUAGAUGGGGUUUUCAAUUUUUGUAAGGUUUUUUUUCAAGGGAGUCCAGUGGCUUAGAGGGCGUUUGCAGGUUCUCUCUUUUUUUUUUAAGAAUAAUUUUUUAUUAACCAACCAAUCACAUCAAAUCAAACCAAAUUACAUAAAUUCCAAAUUACACAGCCGAAUUUUAAAUUUUUGUUGGGGGUACCCAUAUUUCAAGUUCCGAAGGGGAUCCAAUCAACUUCUUGCUUCUUACUGCUGUUUUAAUGUCCAUCAAUCUAACCUUAUGAUGUUCACAGUACUAUCCAGUCCUUUCUUAUUGUUUUUCCACAUCUCUUGUUGUUAUUUUCAUAUAUUUUUCCUUUCUCUUUGUGACCUCUGAUAAUCUCCGCAAGCUGGUUAGAACAGUUUGUAAUCCUGCGUGGAUAUUAUUUCUUUUAUCCAGCAGCCAUAUCCAGACGUUUUCCAUAUAACAUCACUUCCAUACAUCAAAGCAGUCUUAGCGUCAUUAAUCUUCACCAAUCUGCCUCCUUUCUCAAAACCUCUGAGGAGAUUCACUAGGAAUGCAGUCUGAAAACAAAUCCGUUCUUCCUCCCGGCUAUAAAUCCUUUGGCAAGAUGGCGACUCCGAAUUAAUUGCUGCGCCAUUCCCAAAAGCUCUUAUUGCUUCUCGGUCUCCAUAAAGCAUACUUUUGGUUAAAGUUUAUCUCCACACAGACCUUAAUCAUCCUGCUUGGGUUAGUUCAACCGACGGUUCUAAUGAGGAGUACGGUAAAUCACAUAGAUUCUUGUAAAUCACAUAGAAGGAAAGUAAAAAAGGUUCCCCCCCCCCAUUCAGCCCCGUUGUCAACAUACCCCGCCUUUGGUGUAUCUUCAUCAUAACAUAUUCCUGUUUCUCCAGCCCGUCGUCUUCUUUCGCAGAGGUCACUUAAAUUAGCAGACUUCACUCCCCUUCUUCACUUGAAAUAUGUGCAUUUGCUUCUUUUGUAAUGAAUUAUUCCAAAUUGCUGCAACUAGUGCGCGAUCAGAGACAGCGUCCAGGAGAGCCGAGGUCCACACGGGGGCAUUCUGCCUAGAGCCCUCACCCCCUUCUUUCGAAUUAGGUGGUGAUUUAUGGGCACAGCAGGCAAGGGCAGUGUUCCCCAUUUCCUUGGGGCAACAAGGGAGGUUGCCUACUCCCAUAACAGCCUCUUAAUUACCCCGUGUGGGUCGGAGAGAUGGUAUUGUCGGCCAUCUUCCAAUGCGCCCCCUAGUGGCCCCUCGUUUGCAGGUUUUCUCAAUGGUGUUUCCGAUUUACGCGAUUUCACUUAAAGGUGCGGUGCCUCGGAACGCAACCCCCACAUAAGCAGGGAGUUGCCUGUGGUGUCAAAUAAAAAAUCCAGAAUCAAAACACCGAGCAGUACAAUCUGAAAAUUUAUGGGAACUAUUUGUUAAUAGGCACCUAAAACUUGCCACAGCUGCCAGCCCAGAAGCAAAUAUGGCUAGGAAGCAGCGAUGGUAGCCGUGGCACAGGGAGUUGAGCAGUUGGCUUGUGCCUCCUUCAUCUCAGUGUUGCCCUCCUAGCAUUCAGCAGGGAGGAAGAUGGGGGCAAACCAGAAUUAGCUGGCUGUUCCUGCGCCAUCUUCGGUUCUGGUGUCCCUUCUGUUGACCUCUCUGCCCGCCACCCUACCAGUGCCAAGGGGUGGGGACCGGACUCUACUCAUUAUCCUACCCUUCUUUGGCAGAGUUAAACAGCCUGUGGAUUGGGGACUUUUUAAACGCCACAAUGAUGAGUAAGCCCAUCUACAUUUCACUCCAGCGGAAGGGAGAGGCACCUCUGGAUAAAGAAAAUCGGGGUGUGUAACGUAGUUUCCAAAUCAGCGUCUUAGAUUUCAGUUCUCUUCUCCAGUUCUACUUGCUGCUGGUCCUCAUAAAGGUAAAGGUAAAGGUACCCCUGCCCGUACAGGCCAGUCGUGUCCGACUCUGGGGUUGCGUGCUCAUCUCGCUCUAGAGGCCGUGAGCCGGCGCCGUCCGAAGACACUUCCGGGUCACGUGGCCAGCGUGACGAAGCUGCUCUGGCGAGCCAGCACCAGCGCAGCACACGGAAACGCCGUUUACCUUCCCGCUAUAAAACGGUACCUAUUUAUCUACUUGCACUUAAGAGUGCUUUCGAACUGCUAGGUGGGCAGGAGCUGGGACCGAACGACGGGAGCUCACCCCGCCACGGGGAUUCGAACCGCCGACCAUGCGAUCGGCAAGUCCUAGGCACUGAGGUUUUACCCACAGCACCACCCGCGUCCCUGGUUGGUCCCCAUAGUCUGGUGAAAUUUAAAAAUAAAAUAAAAAUCAUUUUGAUUUCCUUCUAUUUUUUUUACAGAGGAACCAGGAACAAAUGAAACCAUUUACUGCCAAGCCUUGGCUGAGACUCUGCACCAUAUUCCCCUGCCUGUGACGGUGGGACUCUACGCACCCUGGGGGAGAGGCAAGAAAAGGCUCUUGUGUGAAAUUGAAGGUAAGGACCACCAUCCCUCAAACAUGAGUCAUCACAGAUGAAAGAGAGAGUUCAGAGCGUAUUUAAUUAUACAACAGCGAGAGGGUCGUUCACUGUCUACCAGCUCCACCUGUCUCACCAGAGUGGUGCACGCUCUAGUUAUCUCCGGCUUGGACUACUGCAUGCGCUCUGUGGGGCUACCUUUGAAGGUAACCCAGAAACUACAAUUAAUCCAGAAUGUGGCAGCUAGACUGGUGACUGGGAGCAGCUGCUGAGACCACAUAACACCAGUCUUGAAAGACCUACACUGGCUCCCAGUACGUUUCCAAGCACAAUUCAGAGUGUUGGUGCUGACCUUGAAAGCCCUAAAUGGCCUCAGCCCAGUGUUCCUGAAGGAGUGUCUCCAACUCCAUCUUUCUGCCUGGACACUGAGGUCCAGCUCUGAGGGCCUUCUGGCAGUUCCCUUGCUGUGAGAAGCGAAGUUACAGGGACCCAGACAGAGGGCCUUCUUGGUAGUGACACCCACCCUGUGGAACGCCCUCCCAUCAGAUGCCAAAGAAAUAAACAACUAUCUGACGUUUAGAAGACACCUGAAGGCAGCCCUGUUUAGGGAAGUUUUUAAUGACUGAUGUUUUAAUGUAUUUUUAACCUUCUGUUGGAAGCCACCCACAGUGGCUGGGGAAACACAGCCAGAUGGGCGGGGAAUAAAUAAAUUAUUAUUAUUAUUAUUAUUAUUAUUAUUAUUAUCAUCAUCAUCAUCAUCAUCAUCAUCAUCAUUAUUUGGGCUGUCCCAGUGCCCAAGACAGCUUUCCCCAACCUAGUGCCCUCCAUAUGUUUUUGGACUAAAACUCCCAUCAGCCCCAAGCAGUCCAAAACACACAGAGGGCACCAGAUUGGCAAAGGCUGCUGUAGAUUUCCAAGCAAGACCUGCUGACUGAGAUGCAGGGACUCUGUGAUGCCAGGGGAGCAUCCAUUUCCCCAUGCAGUCUGGGCAGGACUGGGGAGCAGCACUAGAAUGGGUCCUCAUUGCCAUGCAACCUGGCCAACCGUUAUGAGAGAUUACGGUAGCAGUGUGUUGUGCAUGGGGUGUUAGGGGAGGGGUAGCGCCUCUGGUGGGGGAUACUGUACAUCGUGCUCCUUCUGGAGUAGUUUGUCCACUUGGUCCCCACCCUGCACUCUGCUCUCACCUGGGGCUCCGAGAAGCUGUCAGCAGGUGACAUUGGCCACACCCAGGCGAGAGCAGCUGAUGGGUCUCAAACCCUCAAUGAGUUAGGGGCUUCCCCUGAAUGAGUGGGUCCAGUGGUCAAGAAGGGGGUUUCUGCAUGUGCUGUAGAGGGAAGUGAGGGGCAGGUUGGCAGGUAGCCCAUCUAGGAGAAGGAAAACUCUGAUCCUAAACCAGAGUUUGGCAGCCUAAGGCCCAUGGGCUGGUUCUGGCCCAGGAGCUUCCUGGAACCGGCCCACGGUCGUUCUGUGGAUCGGCAUGGGGAUUCCAUGCUUUCCCCCCACGGCACCAUUUUUCCUCUCGCCGCGGGCACCGACUUCUGGGGUCUUGUUGUCUGGGCAGCCCAGGACCUCCAGACACACUGCCCGGGUUUGUGCCCUGGGAGGUCAUUUCAGUGCUGCUUCACCCCCGGAGGUGCACUCCAAUGUCUCUUGAGACAGGAGGGUGCCCACUGGGAUAUCCAAGACAUCUUUCCUGAAUUGUCUAGUCCUCUGUACUUGCAGGGAUGCAAGGAAAGGCAUGCCGACUGUGUCAGGAGGGCUGCAGCUCAGGGUCAGAGCAGGAGGCCCCUGAGUUCAAUCCCCAGAAGCUCUAGGUAGGGCUGGGAGAGAAAAGAUUCGUUGAGGAGGAUCUGUUCAGGUGGACCUCGUAUCCCGAGAGCGUGGUCUGCAGCAGCAUGCUGAUGAAUUGGGAACUGGUGUGAGCACAAGGCAUAAGAACCUAGUUACAGGUAGGUAGCUGUGUUGGUCUGCCGUAGUCGAAAGAAAAUUUGAAAAUUUAUUUUUUUUAAAAAAAAAAUCCUUCCAGUAGCACCUUAGAGACCAGCUAAGUUUGUUAUUGGUAUGAGCUUUCGUGUGCAUGCACACUUCUUCAGAUACCAUAGCAUGCACAUGAAAGCUCAUACCAAUAACAAACUUAGUUGGUCUCUAAGGUGCUACUGGAAGGAAUUUUUUAAAAAAAAUUAAAUUAUUUCAUAAGAACCUAAGCAGAGUCUGCUGGAUCAGAGCAACGCCCAUCUAGUCCAGCGAGUUCCAUAGUUUAACUAUGUGCCGCGUGAAGGAGGACUUUCGUUUAUUCUGUCUGGAAUCUUCCAAUGUGAUGCUCUCUGUUGCAGAUCACAUGCGCUGGCGAAGCAAACAAAAUGGAAGUGAAGCUGCAAGGACCACGUACUCCCUGCUUUUGUUCCUCUGGCACAUCAUCUUCGCGCACCCCCUUCUGCGCUCAGCAAAGCCUGAAGGCAUCCACUAUAUUUUCAUCAACUUCAACGCCUGGGAAUACGCAGGAUGCGAUCAUACCUGGGCUGGCAUCGUCACAACACUGCUGGAUGAAAUGGAAGGCAAUUACAGGAUCCUGUUCAGCACUUUUCGGUCCUUUGGUGUGAAAUUCAAGGAAGAGCCAGUUAUGCGGAAAAAGAAAUGGGCUUUGAAAGGAUGGAGCAAGCUCUUUUGGUUUGGCCUCUUGUGUCUGUUCCUUGGAUUGUUUCUGAGCACGGUGCUGACGAGGCUGAAAUUGGGCGGUGGUUUAUGGAAAAGCGUGGCACACACAACAACAGCAGUGCUGGGCGCAUCCACUCUGCCUUUUAUGAGCUGCACAAGAAACAUUUUCUUCACUCUGAAAAAGAAACUCCAGGCGAAAAUGAACGCCAAGGACCAGCUGGGCUUCAUGCACUUUGUGAAGGAAGAGGUGAAAACAAUCACUCAUUUCCUACAAUUCAUGGCAUUUGAGGAGGACCGAGAGAUCCGGGUGGUUCUGAAGAUCAUCAAUUUAGACCUCUGCACUCCGGACAAAGUGGUGGCCGUCCUAGACGCCAUCAAAAUCCUCCUUUCAGAAGAAGACGCUCCUUAUAUCACCAUCUUGGUCGCUGACCCAGGAAUCCUGGUGGACAGCAUUCAGUCGUCGAAGACCACCUGCAGCAAUGGCUACUUGUACUUAAAUCGAAUCAUCUCUCUCCCCUUCUCCCUGCCCCGGAUGAGCUGCAAGGGCAAGAGGCAGAUGCUCACAGGGAUUCUGAACGGUAAAAGGAAACGGGGGCAGGAUUGUGCUACUAAUCUGGAAACAUGGGCUCACAAGCAAAACAGCAAAGGGGUCAAAGAAGCCAUGGGCUCGUUGGCCACAGAGGAAGUCCAGCACAUCUUCCAAGACCUGAGCCAUGAGAAUUUUGAAGACUACGUCCCAGGAAAUUUUGUCCAAAUGAACCGGGUCGUCAACACAGUGCUGACCAUUAGGUCCAUGCUUGACCUAGGAUAUAAGCCCCAAUCCGGACUGAAUGUCAGUAGAGAAGAUGACAGGUUGGCGACCAAAGAGGUGGUCGAUUGGGUUAUCCUUGCCCAUUUUUGGCCUUGCCGCCUGAGCUGGAUUUUGCAGUGUGCAGAAGACGAGCAGCAGGAGGAAAAGCUCAUUGAAAGCCGGGCCAGGGGCUCGCAGCUGAAGCAAGGCCAUGGCAGAGGUGGAGGAGGAGAUCUGCAGGACAAAGCAUCCAAAAGAGACAGCAAGGCCUUGUUGCCGUUUUAUGAGGACAAUGCUUUGGAGCUGGACAAGAUUAAGAACGAUGUCAGAAAACUUUUGGAGCUCGAUGCGGACCCUGAUCUUUUCCGAACCUUCUUGCAGAAGAGCCAUUUUACGGUGGGGCAGGCCAGGUAUUUUUCCAACUUCCUCAUCAAUUUAGACUUCUCUCUGAAGAGGCAGUUUGAGUUGCAGCGGGGCCUGAAUCACAUAGUCCGGAGGAAAAACAGGGAGGGCGAGACACCGUCUGCGGAGAAAACUGCUGGGUUGGGAGGUGAAGGAUAACUCCAGAGCUGCUCAUUGCGGCAGAAAGAUAAUAAUAAUUUUUAAAAGGAUCCUAGACACCCUUCACGAGCCUAGCGCCCCUCAGAUGUUUCGGACUACAACGCUGAGAUGAAUUCAACCAUAUUUCACUGCAGAUAUUGGGGGGGGUGUGUGUUUUUUUUAAAAAAGCCUGCAUGGGACAGGAAGAGAGGAAUGAAGUGUGCUGUAUAUGAUAUGCAUUUGUGACAGAUACCAAUCUCACCCCCAAACAGUGGCGUAGCGUGGGGGGUGCAGGGGGGGCCGGCCGCACCGGGCGCAACAUCUGGGGGGGUGGCUCUCGCACUCACAGCUCUCUGCCCCUACCUGGCUCCACAGGUUAGGGGGCGCAAAUUACUUGCCUUGCCCCGGGUGCUGACAACCCACGCUACGCCACUGCCCCCAAAUUAAAUUAUGUCUUAUGAAAACAUUAGAUUAUUUUGUCUGUCACUUACUCUGGUCAUUUCAUGGGUUUGGACCAUUUUCGCCACCACCACCACCUCAUUCUACAGCUCCCAGAAUCUUAGCUCUUGAGCCUCUUUUUCAGUGUUACACAAAAACCACAGUCUGACUUUGGCGUCUCUCCCAUACACCUAGGUUCACAGAUUUGUCACCUUGUCCUUUUUUUAAAAGCCAUCCAAGUUUGUGGCCAUCACUCCUGCUUGUGGGAUCAAAUGCCAUACAGUAGUUUAUUUAUGUAUUUUAGGUAGUGCUUUUUUUCUGGGGGGACACAGGGGUACGCAUUCCCCUAAACAUUUUGUGGAUCUAAGUUUGGCCUAAUUGAGGGAAAGUAUUUCAAUAUGAGUAGGAAAACAAGAGUACCCCUAAACAUUUUUUAAGGAAAAAAAGCACUGAUUUAAUGUAUAUACUGCCUAGUUUUAACCCCCCUCCCAAAAAAACCCCCCACUCUCAAAGCAAUUCACUUUGUGAAUUACAUUCUUUUGCUUAUCCUGAAUCUUCCAACUGAUUAAAUAGAUUGUAUCUUAUGCAGAUUAUGGGUAAAUAAAUCAC
Molecule: messenger RNA, 15193 nt
Organism: Podarcis lilfordi (Lilford's wall lizard)
Lineage: Eukaryota; Metazoa; Chordata; Lepidosauria; Squamata; Lacertidae
Source: the annotation of a GenBank genome assembly